AUGCUUUCUUGUUAUACUAGGUCGCGUUAUGCAUUUGCAAAUAUUAGAAAUCUCUUAAGGAGUCAAAAUUCUAUACGAUCGAAUAGUACGGUUGUAAGAACAAGAUUUGCUCCGUCACCAACUGGAUUUUUGCACCUCGGAUCUUUAAGGACAGCUUUAUUCAAUUACUUAUGGGCUAAGAAAUGUAAUGGGAAAUUUAUUGUGCGUUUAGAAGAUACCGACCAAAAAAGGAUAGUCCAUGGCUCAGAGCAAUCCAUUUACGAUCUGUUACAAACUUUCGGACUUCAAUGGGAUGAAGGCCCAGUCUCGGGAGGCCCCUUUGGUCCUUACCAACAGUCCAAACGAUUACCCAUUUACUUGGAAUACAUCUCCCAGCUACUAGCUUCUGGAAAAGCAUAUAAAUACUACGACGAAUGCUCAGCGGCGUCUCCCGAAACAGGGAAAAAGCCAUACGUCGUCCGAUUUUGCUCGCAGGAGGGAGCAACGAGUUUUGUUGAUACGGUAUAUGGAAAAAUUACAAUCAAGAGUAAUACGCCGAAAGUACUUAGCGAUGACUUUGUGAUUUUGAAGUCGGAUGGCUAUCCAACUUAUCACUUUGCUAACGUGGUCGAUGAUCAUUUAAUGGGUAUCACUCAUGUAAUACGAGGAGAAGAAUGGAUUCCGUCGACGCCAAAACACAUACAGCUUUACAAGGCAUUUCAAUGGCAGCCUCCCACGUAUUCUCAUAUCCCCUUACUGACGAAUCCAGAUGGGUCCAAGUUAAGUAAACGUCAAAAUGAUGCCCAUGUAACCAGCUUACUUGAAAGAGGAUACGAGCCCAUGGCAAUUCUAAAUUUUCUAGCACUCAUGGGAUGGUCGUCUAGACAAACAAGCGACAUUAUCCACCUACCGCAGCUCAUGGAGAUAUUUUCCAUUGAUAGAUUGACAAAAGGUUCUUGUAUAGUAGCGUUGGAGAAAUUACAGUUCUUAAACAAACAUUAUCUUCGGGAAAGGAUCAAUGAUCCUGUACAGCUUGAUCAGAUUACAGUUGAAAUGCAGAAAGUCUUGAGAGAAAAAUAUACCAAUUCCUUAGCUCGAAUCUCCGACUCAGAUUAUGUUCGCCAAUGUUUGCUUUUGUUACAAAAUCGUAUACGAACUCUUCCAGAAUUUAUAGACCUUAGUGCUUAUUUCUUUGAAGACCCUUUUCAGAAUACGAUACAUCAUAAAUUGCCUUCAUCAACAAACGUGCCUAUGGUAUUAUCCCGUCUUCUUCAUGGUCUGCAGACUUGUUCCUGGAAGUCUUCAAGUCUUCAUGAACUUCUUAAAGAUAUUGCCAUCACUUUUAAUCUUCCAUUGGGAAAGCUGCAAUCAUUGAUUCGUCAAAUCCUAUGCGGGUCAAUUCCAGGUGCUAAUUUAGCAGAUACAAUUCGUAUACUCGGUCGGGAUGCUACCGUUUACAGAAUAGAUGCUUACAAAAAAUCUCUUCACUGA
Molecule: messenger RNA, 1470 nt
Organism: Schizosaccharomyces octosporus yFS286
Lineage: Eukaryota; Fungi; Ascomycota; Schizosaccharomycetes; Schizosaccharomycetales; Schizosaccharomycetaceae
Product: glutamyl-tRNA synthetase
Exons: 1
Coding region: 1-1470 (489 amino acids)
Biological process (GO): glutamyl-tRNA aminoacylation
Molecular function (GO): zinc ion binding; glutamate-tRNA ligase activity; ATP binding
Source: RefSeq, a predicted model, not a curated record